GGUGGGGUUCGGCGCAUGCGCAGUAACGGCGCGGGCGGCCGAGGCGCUGGGUCGGUCGGAGUCUUUCGCUCGCUGCCUUGUCCCCCCCUUGCCAUGGACGUGAAGCGUCUGAAGGUGACUGAGCUGCGGGCUGAGCUAGGUCGCCGUGGUCUCGACUCCCGUGGGCUGAAGGUGGAGCUUGCCCAGCGGCUACAGGAGGCCCUGGACGCCGAGAUGCUGGCGGCCGGGCCCGAGGAGGGCGGCGCUGCUGGGGCCUGCUCUGGGGUGGAGCCGGGGCCUGCGGGGGGCCCGGUCGGAGCCCAUCCGCGUGGGGAGGGCGACGACGACGAGGACGAAGAGGAGGAGGAGGAAGAAGAAGAAGAGGAGGAGGACGAGGAGGCGCUGUUGGCUGACGAGGAGUCUACGCCGGCCUUGGGCGGGGAGGCCCAGCCUCAGCCCGGGCCCCAGGAAGAGGCGGCCCAGGCCCAGGCGCAGUCCCAGCCCGAGGGGAGCGACGGGGGCGGCAUGAAUGGAGCGGAGCAGCCGCAGGAGGAGGGGCCCAGCGGGGAUGAGGCGGCGGCGGCCGAGGCUGAGACCAAAGAGGGGGGCGAGGAGCCCGUGGACGAAGAGGAUGAAGAUAAAUCAAAGCCAACAGGCUCAGAUGGAGAGCGGCGAGGGGUUAAGAGACAACGUGAAGAAAAAGAAGAACAUGGCCGUGCUUAUUAUGAAUUCCGAGAGGAGGCUUACAAUAGCCGGUCUAAGUCUCCACCACCACCAGAAGAGGAACCAAGAGAGGAAGAUGAUGAAACUGUUGUGAUCCUGGACACAUAUACAUCUGAUCUCCACUUCAAAGCAAGCAAGGACCGCUAUGGAGGACAACCUCUCUUCUCAGAGAAGUUCCCCUCCCUUUGGUCUGGGGCAAGGAGCACCCAUGGAGUGACAAAGGGGAAAGUCUGCUUUGAGGCAAAGGUAACACAGAAUCUCCCAGUGAAGGAAGGCAGUACGGAGGUCCCGCUUCUUCGGGUUGGAUGGUCUGUGGAUUUCUCUCGUUCCCAGCUAGGUGAGGAUGAGUUUUCUUAUGGCUAUGAUGGACGAGGGUUGAAGGCUGAAAAUGGGCAGUUUGAAGAGUUUGGUCAGCCCUUUGGGGAGAAUGAUGUGAUUAGUUGCUUUGCGAACUUUGAGAGUGAAGAGGUGGAGCUGUCCUUCUCCAAGAAUGGGGAGGAACUGGGAGUGGCCUUCCGGAUCAGUAAAGAAUCUCUCGCUGACAGAGCCCUCCUGCCACACGUGCUGUGCAAAAACUGUGUGGUUGAAUUGAACUUCGGUCAGAAGGAGGAGCCCUUCUUCCCAAUUCCUGAGGAAUAUGUGUUCAUCCACGCCAUCCCGGUUGAGGACCGAGUGCGCACGCCUCUUCCGCCCAAAACCACAGAGGAGUGUGAGGUACUGCUGAUGGUUGGACUGCCAGGGUCUGGGAAGACCCAGUGGGCACAGAAGUACACCCAGGAAAAUCAAGAGAAACGAUACAACAUCUUGGGAACAGAGACUGUUCUCUACCAGAUGAGGACAAAAGGCCUUGAGGAUGAAGAGAUGGAUCCCAAGAGCCGAGACCUGUUAAUCCAGCAAGCUGCCCAGUGCCUUAGCAAGCUGGUCCAGAUUGCUCCCAGGGCCAAGAGAAACUAUAUUCUUGAUCAGUGUAAUGUGUAUAACUCCGGCCAGCGACGGAAGCUGCUUGCCUUCAAGGGUUUCUCUCGCAAGGUGGUUGUGAUUGUCCCCAAUGAAGAAGACUGGAAGAAGAGGCUGGAGCUGAGGAAGGAGGUUGAGGGGGAGGAUGUGCCUGAAUCGGUGAUGCUGGAAAUGAAAGCUAACUUCUCACUUCCGGAGAAGAGUGAUUACUUAGAUGAGGUGAUGUAUGAAGAGCUGGUGAAGGAGGAGGCCCAGCCACUGGUUACCAAAUACAAGGAGGAGGCCAGAAAACUGCUCCCUCCAUCUGAGAAACGGGCAAACCGUCGCAAUAAUCGCAACAAGCGCAACCGUCAGAACCGCAACCGUGGCCAGGGAUAUGUCGGUGGACAGCGCCGAGGUUAUGACAAUCGAUCUUAUGGACAGCAGCAGUACUGGGGGCAGCCUGGAAACAGAGGAGGUUACCGUAACUUCUAUGACCGGUACAGAGGGGACUAUGAUCGAUUCUACGGACGCGAGUAUGAUUACAACAGAUACCGAGAUUACUACAGGCAGUACAACCGGGAGUGGCAGAACUACUACCAAGACAGAGACCGAUACUACAGGAACUACUACGGAUACCAAGGAUAUCGGUGAAAUCCCAGCCGUCUUCACCCUUCAGCCAAGAAGCUGAAUCUGCGGAGGUGUCUGCAACUUCCCAAAACACAACCAAUGGAAACAGGGCUGUUGGGGGGAGAGCGGCGGCGGGGGGAGGGGUGGGAGGAGGAAAAAAACUGUAAAUUUUUUUUUUAAAAAGUUUGUUGAAAAGAAUAUUGUCUUAUUCUAUAAAACAUUUCAAACCUAGUUAGAUAUUUGUAAUCAAAAUGUUUGCGCAGAGAGUGCAGCACUUAGCGCUGCCUGGCCUGUACCCUGUGAUUGGGCAGGAAAACCACGUACCCUUUAACAACUUUCUAGAGCAGCUGGACUGGCAGCCGGGCAGGGAGGUGCAGGGGUUUGCAAGACGCGCUCAGUGAUGGGAACUGAACAUGUAAGAACCUGGAGGUACAGAUGAGUGAGAAUAGAGGGGCCAGCAUCCCCUGGGGGCAGAGGGAGGGUUGGGAGGGCAGGCAAUAUUAAUUAUUGACUGAUCAUUCACUUGCAAAACUAAUUUCCUUCCAGAUUAUCAUUUGCUGAUCUAGCUUUGGGGUGAUGUGUGGGGCUCUGCCCACAGUGAUUCUGGAGUCUAGUGCUCUUCAAUGACUGGUGGAGAAGGGAUCGUUUCCACCUUGGAAAAUCUGGCAGAGUUCCACGUUCCUGCUGUUGUCUCGUCUGGCAGUGCUGUGCUGGCUGGAUGUAACGUAUCCCUGGCCAAAGGCUGUGCUUUUUAGCCGAGCAGUUUGCUUCACCCCCCUGGCUAUUAAAUUUCCCUGAAAGCUUGUAAGUGGAAUCAUGAGCUGUUUUUUGGCAGAAGGAAGCACAGGAAUUUAGUAUGCCGGUCCCUAAAUUCUCGGUCUUCCCUGGCCAAAGCAGACUGUCUUGGUGAGACUCUGUUCUCUUCCCCUCUCUCCCUCCCCCUCGCCCCGAGGCUAGCAGGCUUGGCCAGGUGCUGAAUCAUCUCUGUAUAGUGUCUGUCCUCUUUAGUGGAAGAGAAGGAACAUUUCUCAGGGUUUCUGCUGGAUCUUUUCUUCAUUAGAGCGUAAUGUGUGUGUAUAUAGGCAACCCAUGCAGUGUGUAACCUUCACCUGUGAGGAGAUAGUGCUGAGAAUAGCAACAAUUUUAUACCGUAAGAAGAGGGCACAGUUGUUAAAGUGCUCCUGUGGUUUUGAUAAACUGGUAGAGCGUGUAUAUAGGAAACUAGAGAAGGCGAUUGAGUGCAGUAGUGAACCAGCCUGAAGUGGGUGGGUGAGUGAGUGUGUGUGUGUGUGUCCGUCCUGCCCUCCCCUCCCCUCCCCUCCCCUCCCCUCCCCAUGGCUUGAAAACAAUAGGGUUUUGACUUUGAUACACUCUUUAGCUGUUAAGUCUAGUCCCACAAGAGGGGAGGGGGGUUCCUGAGGACACUGUGUGAAGGAGGAUCCCUUCAGUGCUUAGAGCGUGCUUCAGUAUAAAAUUUGGGUUGUCCUCAGUCUUCAGAAUUUCUGUAAGAUUGGGUGAGAGGAGGGGGCAUAAUUUCAGAAAUUAUUCCUUUCCCAGGCAAAUAGUUGUGUGUUGGGGGGAGAAAGGGGGGCAGCAACUUGUGUAGGGAGUGCAUUCAUGGCAGAAGUGGAUAUGGCUGGCUUGUAUUUUUUGGGCGGGGGGUGGGGGAUUUAUUUUCCCAUUAUGAAAUUUAGCAUUGAUCUUUACUUUUGUUUCAUUCUCAUCAGUUUGUCUCCCGCCCUGUGAUUCUUUCCCCAUCCUUCUUUCCCAGUGAGGACAAGAUACCCUCUUAGGAAGUGAAUUGUAAAUACUCUUGGUUCUGGUCCUAUAGCCUUGGAUUUGGCUAGGGAGCUAAUUAUGUCCAGUCCCCCUGUUCCUUUCCUUCCCUGCUUGAAGAUUAUCUUCUACUCUCUGUGAUUUGCUGUUUGAAAUACAAACAUUUUAAUUUGUUUUAAAAAUUGAAUUUUUUUAUUCUCUGCCUACCAUUGCAAGCUGCCCUGUCUCCAAUGCCCAUUGUCACAUCCAAGCCCAGACUAAACCCCUCCAUCCAGACCAGGACAUGGUGAGACAUGGCUCUGCCAGCACCAGAGAGCACAGGUAACAGGUUGCUGGGAUCUCCCAGCCCUGUGCCACUUCCCAAUGCAAGAACUAGUGAGAAGCAGAGUUCUACUGUCUCCAACUGCAGUGCCGCAUGUGUGUAUCUGAACGUGUGACUGUGUGACGACCGUUUUUAUAACAAAGCAACUGGUAUUUUAAAUGAUGCUUCAGGCCACUAGAAAAUACUCUUGGGACAGGGGUAAAGGGGAGAAAGCAGGAGCCUGCAGUAGGUGUGUGCUGGCAAGGGUGUUCGAUGCUUUGGUAUUUUUAAAAAGUUCCUUCUUGGGGUGUGCUUUCCAAUUGGUGGGGCACAGGCAGCCUCCAGUGUGCAGAUCCUCCACAGCUUCAUUGAGUUUGGGGGACAUGGAGUAACUGGCACUGGAGCCAGGAAAGCUUAAAUCACUUCAGGAGGCGCUGUCAUCGUUAACAGAAUAACUUUUGAAGCUAUAGUCCUUUUUAAAUAAAACCUGUUUUUCUGGGGAUGACUAGAACUGCCACAUCCUUGUCCGUAAGACCAAGAGAUCUUAGCGACUUCAGUAGAUGUCUUUUUCUGCACAUUUUUGUUAAAAAAAAGAGGAAAAAAAAGAAAAAUUAAAUGGUAAACAAGGAAAUGCAGCCUGUUUUAGAUCUGUUAGUGUUUCAUGAUUGUACGUCUUAGUUGCUGUAGAUGGAAAGCUUGAGAGAACAUGAAGGCUGUAAAUGUUUUUACAAACUGUAAAACGUUUUGAAGUGGCCAGUAAAAGGGUUUUACCAUUGAACAUGUAACUGUGUGGUUGUUUACAUCUGUAACUUUCCUUCAGAUUCUGGCAAAUGUAGGCAAUAGCUUCCAUUUUUAGAAUAAAUAACCAUUGGCUUGACUUAACAUCCUUAUGUUGCUGCACUGACUUCGUAGGUGUCUCUAUACUUUGGCUCUUCUUCCCCUCUCCAAUAAAAAGAAAACUCAAAAGACCAGA
Trachemys scripta elegans is the source of this 5318-nucleotide messenger RNA. RefSeq names its product heterogeneous nuclear ribonucleoprotein U like 2 (gene HNRNPUL2). The record is from RefSeq and is a predicted model, not a curated record. Gene Ontology annotation, molecular function: protein binding. Bases 16 to 2292 code for a protein of 758 amino acids. Lineage: Eukaryota; Metazoa; Chordata; Testudines; Emydidae. The transcript has 14 exons. Gene Ontology annotation, cellular component: membrane.